Candidula unifasciata is the source of this 366-nucleotide messenger RNA. Lineage: Eukaryota; Metazoa; Mollusca; Gastropoda; Stylommatophora; Geomitridae. The record is from the annotation of a GenBank genome assembly.
AUGGCAAAGAGUAUCCGUAGCAAGCACCGCAGACAGAUGAGAAACAUUAAGCGACAACAUUAUGCUAAGAAAGAUCUAGAACGUCUGAAGAGGUUGGCCAUCAAGUCUUCUGAACUAAAGGAUAUUGUAACAAUGAAAUCUGCACAGGAAAUUAAAGAACCAGCAGUUGAUGCAGUUCAACAGGAAGAUCCUACAAUGGAAGUUGAAAAGUUGACCAAAGUUUAUGACAAGAGAACUUUGCAAGAUGAAAAUGGUCAUUACCCAGAUUGGAUGAACAAGCGAGCUGUUAAGAAGCAGAGACAGAAGUUGAAGCUGAUAAAAAUUAAGCAGAGAGUGGGGAAGGCAACAAAGAAAUUAAGAUGGUGA